Chaetomium globosum CBS 148.51 is the source of this 7794-nucleotide messenger RNA. RefSeq lists its product as uncharacterized. The coding region runs from base 1 to 7794 and encodes 2597 amino acids. Gene Ontology annotation, cellular component: nucleolus; small-subunit processome; 90S preribosome. The record is from RefSeq and is a predicted model, not a curated record. NCBI's taxonomy places the organism in Eukaryota, Fungi, Ascomycota, Sordariomycetes, Sordariales, Chaetomiaceae. The transcript has 3 exons.
AUGCCUUCCACUACGUCCGGCCGGAUUGUCAAGACUUCGAGGGGGGUAAAAAAGACCCCCCACCAAAAGAAUCACCGAUGGGAAUCGUUCAGCACCAAAAUCUCGAAACUCCAUUCCCUUGAUCCCCUCCGCAAAGUCCGCCGCCACGACCUCGACGCCGAAGACCUCGAUGCGACGACCUCAUACCUGCGCAAUGGCUUGGGCAAAUGGGCCGAACUCAACAUCUCCCGGCCGUACAUGGCUUUCAAGCGGCAGGUCAACCCCCUCACCGAAUCGCUUGCCCAAAUCCUCUACCAUGAAGACCGCAUCAUGGACCUGCUCUCCGAGUACAUCGCGAAGCACGAGAAAGAAUCUCUCGAACCGCUGCUGGACUUGGUAACAGCAUUCGCCCACGAUCUCGGCGUUCGAUUUGAGAAGCACUACCCUCGCGCUCUCACCCUAAUCGUCAACUUGGCCAACAAAAUCCACGACGUCGAAGUUAUUGAGUGGACCUUUGCCGCCCUGGCCUUCCUUUUCAAAUACCUAUCGAGGUUACUUGUUCCCGAUCUCAGACCGACAUACGAUGCCGUGGCUCCCCUCAUGGGUAAAGCAAGGAACCCUGGCCACAUCGCGCGGUUCGCUGCUGAGGCUAUGAGUUUCCUGGUCAAGAAGGCGUCUGCCCCGGGCCACAAGGACAAGGCGCUGCCUCUGCUGGUAGAACACGUGAGGGAGGAUCUCGAUGGUAUGGUCGGGCAAAAGCAGUUUGAGCUGUACAGCCAGGGCAUCAUGACCAUGUUUGCCGAGGCAAUCAAGGGGGUGGGCGAUGGCAUCCAUUCAACAGGGCCCGAAAUCUUUGCCGCUCUCCAACGGCACGUACCCGAGAAGGAGCUGGAGUUGCCCGAGCAGGCUGUUUGGACGGGAGUCUGUUGCGGCGUGCUCACCAGCAUCAUCCACCAUACCAAUAUGGAUACCUUCAAGGGUAUUGAAACCAGGAUCGUCGAGGAGGCAUCGGAUGGGCGACGCGCAGCGCUGUUCAUCCAGAUUUUGGGGACCAUGGUCGGUGUGCGGAAGGGUACCCGCGUCCACGAUUGGGCAACCCUUGUGAAGGCACUCGGCCAGUUGCUCGGCUCUUUCGCCGCCCAGAGGGAGCAGAUUGAAGCCAUGGAUCCCUCGCAAGUAUGGCGAAGAAUCAUCGUCAACACCGCGGUUGUCUGGGGUCAGGCCCCCAUCGAUGCGCUUCUCCCUGCCUUAUCCGCCUUUAACGGGAUUAUGACCAAGGAACCUCUAAUGCGUUGGUAUAUUCUCUUUUGUUCCUAUUUGGCCGAUCUCAACUCGGAGAGAUUCCGUGGCUUAUUCAUGAAGGACUUCCAAAAGUUCAUUGUUGCGCAUUGGUCCCUGUGCGCAAACGAAGACGUGCUCUGCGUACUAUUGCCGCGUAUGGUGGAAGCUGGCGGACUCCCAACCCCUGGAGAGAAAGAGACCUUCCAGCUCCCACAAUCUUGGCAGGAUCAGAUUGUUAGCAAGUUUGUCAGGCUCGGGGACACCCCUUUCCCGGAGAGCGGCGGGUUCGGCAAGGAUCCAGAAACCUGGAGAGACAAGUGCUUACCGAAAUACUCGGCACGCUUGCGUGUCUUGGAGGCGACCUCGGUACAUCCUUCCACGAAUGCCAGGAUAGCCGAGGUUUUGCUCAAGAAGCUGAAGCUUGCUCUCCGACCAUCUUCGUCGCUGCCUACCGACGAGGCACAUUUCAUCCUUAGCGAUGGCUUUCGCGCCUAUCUCCGGAUGUGUGCUGCUGCCGGCUCCAUUGAUCUAAGCUUGGCGCCAUUGCUGAGGGCCGCCGCGCCACGAUUCUGCCGUUCCCCAGCUUUUCUCGAAGCUCUGUUGGAUUACGAACGCGAAGUUAGCGGGAAAGUCCAACGGUCUCCGGUAACCAGCAAUGGCGACAACCAGCAGGAGGAAGAAGACCCUCUGCUGAGGUGUCUGACCGACAACCUCUCCACUCCGUCCCACGAACUCCGACUUGCUUCCCUCAAGAUCCUCGAAAUUUUGGAGUUCACCCCUGACUCCAAUUCGGCUCUGGCCGCCAUGAUCCAGGUGGAAGAAUUACCCCUGAACCUCCAGAGUGUGCGGACUAUCGCAGUCCAUCUCCGCAAACUCAGUCAAGUGUAUUCUCACAUUGACCAGGAAUCUUGGCUGAUGAGAGCCAUUCCGACAUACUUGUUUGGCAUGACAACUGUACCCCUGUCGCCGGUUUGGGAUGAUGCUGUCGAGGCAAUGAAGAAGGUGGCAGAGAGAAAACAAGGGGAAGAGGUCUUGGCCGAGAUCGCCUUCGAAUGGUUAGCAGUACCAGCCCCGCAAUGGACCGGGCCCUACAAGCCGCCGGCGGAGGACAGUCACAAGGCUCUGACCAAUUUUGACUGUCUGAAUAUGAUGGCCCUAAACGAAAGUGCUAACGGCACGGGAAGCGUCAUGGACGACCCCUCUCAAGAUAUGCUGAGCGCUUUUGAAGAGGGCCAGAAGAUUAUCGAGUCGCCCACGGAUAGAGCACGUGGAAAGGCACUCAAAGCGUUCACUGCCUUGCCUGUUUUGGCCGAGAAGCGGUCCAGAAAGCUAGUGCCGUAUCUAUUUUCGUUCACCGACGAGGGUGAGACGCAGUCGGAAGAGGCUGAAAGCGAUGCCGAAGAAUCGCCAGAAAGCAGCUGGUCUCUCCCCGACCGGAAGGCCCUCGUCGGGGUAUUUGCGCAGUUCAAUAACCCCCGAGUCCUUUACGAGAGCCAGAAGGUAUUCCGGGCUCUACUGAAGCUACUGGCAAAUGGUGAUAUCGAACUUCAAAAAAUGGCUCUCAAGUCGAUUUUGGCUUGGAAGAAUGACUCGAUCAAGCCGUACCAAGAGCACCUCGAAUAUCUCCUCGACGAGGCGAGGUUCAAGAACGAGCUCACCGUUCUUUUCCAGGGCGACAACCAAAUCCGGCCCGAGCACCGUCCGGAGGUCAUGCCAGUCCUCCUCCACCUUUUGUACGGCCGAACUAUCUCGAAAAAGGGCGUGGCGAGUGGCCGGCAUGGCCUUCACGCAACACGCCUCGCCGUCAUCCGGCAGCUCAACGUCGAUGACAUGGGUAGUUUUCUUGACAUUGCCCUCGGCGAGCUUCGUAGCAUCCAGGUGGUUGAUGCUAAUGGGCUCCGCGAAAGUGUGUUGGCUCACGAGGCUCUUCCAGUCCGGAAGCAAGUCGGCCUUCUCAACAUGAUCGAGUCCAUUGUUAAUGAGCUUGGGACGAGUGUGUCGCCGUACAUGGAACCUCUUGUCAACGCCGUUCUCUAUUGUCUCUUCUUUUCCUGCCGCCAACUUGGCUCUAGCUCGGAGGAGCAGGAUGCUGAGGAAUCCGACGACCAGACCCAGAAUGCUUCUUUGUUCAGGGUUGUGCGUACAACAGCGCUAAAGUCUCUGUCCAAGUUGUUUCAAAACGCACCGGAAUUCGACUGGGUCCGGUAUCAGGAUGUGAUGGUGAAGGAGGUCAUUAGUCCUCGGAUCGAUAAGCUCCCAGCCGAGACGACGCAGGGCGUCUCUGCUACCUGGAAGCUCCUCAGCACCUGGGCCACCCUCUCCAAGACCGCGUUGUUUCUCUCCGUCGAUAAGAGAGUCCUGCCCAAGAUUGUCGAAACUCUUGGGAUCGAGAAGGCCAAGGAUGAAGUCAAGGUGUUUGCGCUUGAAAUUCUCAAGAGCCUCAUCAACCUUGCCCAAGCCCCUGCCACCGAGUCCGAGUUCAAUGAUCGUAUCAAGUCUGAGCUCUUGGUCCCGAACAUCGAUCUUAUGCUCAAGAAGAUCGGCGGUCUACUGCGCGACCAACCCGAUAUUGGCCGGGAUUUAUUGGGAACCGCAGUCGAUACGGUCGUGCUUAUUGCACCUAUCGUAGAGACAUCGACCAGUGUCCAAGACAUGGUUGAGAUCGCCACAUUCCUGCUUAACCAACCACUGCGCAAAGUUAACCCCAAAAUAAAGGGGUCGAUUCUGUUGAUUCUGAAGCAAUUUAUUGUGCUCGAAGACCUUCAGAGUAAUGCGGAGUUGAAGAGCAAGGUUUACGGCACCAUCGCUUCGUUGUUUGGAUUCUUCAAAGAUCAGCAAAAUAGGCAAAUGCUUGCUGAAGUUCUCGAGGUCUUUGCCGCACGAGAGACAUGGGCGCAGGAAGUGGCUGGGAUUUGCCGCGAUCUCAACUCUUACGUCGUCCGGCGUUUGGAUCGACCAGACUACAACACCCGGCUGUCAGCCUUCACCUUAAUCACCAAGGACCGCGAUGCACCGUUCACAAUUGAUCAGUGGAAGCCUCUCAUUCACAACCUUCUCUACUACAUUCAACAGGACGAGGAGUUCGGUGUGCUUUCUUCCAACGCUGCUGACGGUCUCUGCAAGUUCAUCUCGGCAGCUGAAGAGGCUUGGACGAGCCCACAGCAGGCUGCCUUUGUGGAGAUUCUGUCAGACAUAAUAUUGCCGGAAAUUUACUCAGGGGCAAGAGAAUCCUCAGAGACAGUGCGCCGCGAGAUCCUGCGCCUAUUCGGGUUCCUCGUUGCUCACCUACCGAAGUGGGAGCCGGUUGCUGAUCUUGUCCCCUUGGUGCCCGUGUCUGAUGACUCGGACCAAGCUUUCUUCUUCCAUGUCUUGAGCCCGGCAGUCUCGCGUCAGCUCCAGGCCCUGCGGUUGCUCGAGGCGGCGAACGACAAGAGCGAGCUGCGCAGCAAACAUAUCAGCCAGUUCUUUAUCCCCCUCUUCGAGCACUUCAUCUUUGAUCGUCCCGAGGGCGGCGAUGACCAAGAGUGGCACCAAUACCGGGCCAUAUUUCGGAGAUUUGUGUCAUACGUCGAAACUAAGCCGGACUGGAAAAAGCGCGUUAUUCGCCUUCUAGAGAAAGAAGUGGACGCCUUGUGCACGGCCGCCUCCCAGAGGCCGGGUGAUGCCAUGGAUGUCGAUGGGGAGGCGGCUGACGCGAAACCCCGUCGGCUCGCUACUACACUUCCGAACCAGGAGAAACUCGGCGUGGAGAUCAUCAACAGCUUCCUGCCCACACUGCUGAAGUACAUCCACGAGAAGGAUGAGACCACGGUCAGCGCCAGAGUCCCGGUAGGAGUGAUUAUUGCCAAGCUCCUUAUCCUCCUUCCGGAGGAGCGCCUCAACGAGAAGCUCCCGAGCGUGCUCACAGACAUCUCCCACAUUCUCCGGAGCAAGGCGCCGGAGUCUCGGGACAUGGCUCGUGAUACCCUUGCCAAGAUCUCCGGCAUCCUAGGCCCCGACAAGCUCGAGUUCAUCCUGAAGGAACUGAGGGGUGCUCUAGUGAGGGGCCACCAGCUGCACGUCCUCUCUUACACGCUGCAUUCCAUCCUGUUGGUCGUCAUUCCAACGUACAAACAAGGCGAUCUUGAUUAUUGCUUACCCUCCAUCAUGUCCGUCAUCAUGGAUGAUAUCUUUGGGGUCGCAGGCCAGGAAAAGGAUGCUACAGAAUACGUGAGCAAGAUAAAGGAAGUGAAGAGUAGCAAGAGCCAGGACUCCAUGGAGUUGAUUGCGAAGACUGCCUCCAUCACACGUCUUGGCGAUCUCACCUUCCCGCUGCAAUCCCUUCUCAUGGAGAAGCUCGACGUACGCACCACCCGGAAGAUCGAUGAACUACUUACCCGCAUUACAAAGGGUCUCCUGGAGAAUCCGGCGGCUGCCUCACAGCAGAUCCUUGUGUUUUGUUACGAAGUCGUUCAAGAAGUGUACAAGAGCCAGAAGCCAGACGCUGAGCCCAAAAUUGACCCCCGGCUCAAGAGAUACCUCGUUCAGAGAGCCGCCAAGAAGAGCGACGGGGGCGUUACCAGCAAACGCACCUAUAAACUCAUUAGGUUUGCGAUCGAUAUCCUCCGGGCCGUCUUCAAGAAGCACGACGGCCUCCGCACUCCUGGGAACGUCGCUGGGUUUCUGCCCAUCCUAGGCGAUGCGGUGUUGUCAGCAGAAGAGGAAGUCAAGAUUGCAUCCUUCAAGCUUCUCAACGUCCUGGUAAAAGUACCCUUCAAGAACGGCGAUUCUAGCAACCUAUACAAGGUCGCGCACAAGGAAGCGAUUAAAGCCAUCUCCAUGUCACCAACCACCACAUCCGACUUGGCCCAGUCAGCACUCAAGCUCAUCUCCGUCGUCCUCCGAGACCGCCGCGAGAUUCCCAUGAAGGACGCCGCGUUGGAUAUGCUACUCACCAAGCUUAAGGACGACCUGACAGAACCCAUGUACCGACACGUCACAUUCAGCUUCCUUCGGUGUGUCCUCGACCGCAAACUCGAGACGGCGUCGGUGUACGACACACUCGACCACGUCGGCACCAUCAUGAUCACCAACGACGACAAGGACACGCGGGACCUGGCUCGCGGUGCCUUCUUCCAGUUCCUGCGCGAGUACCCACAGAAGCGGAACCGGUGGGAGAAGCAGCUCAAGUUUAUUGUAGCCAACCUUAAAUACGAGCGCGAGGGCGGCAGGCUGUCGGUGAUGGAGGUUAUCAACCUCUUGCUGAAGAAGUCGGCGGACGAGUUCACCCAGGAGGUGGCGGCAACAUGCUUCAUUCCCUUGGUGUUCGUUCUUGCGAACGACGAUAGCGAGAAGUGCAGGCUGGCGGCAGGCGAGCUGAUUAAGGAAGUCUUCCGGGUGUCGGAUAAGGAGCGGCUGUCUAAGUUCUUGACACUUUUGCGGUCGUGGGUGGUGCAGAAUGGGAAUCCAGCGGUGCUGAAGCUGGCUCUGCAUGCAUUUGGGCUCUUCUUUGAGGGCCGGGAGCCGAGCCCCAAUGAUAACAAGGACGUUAUGCUUGUUACCGGCAAGUUGGUGGAAGUGCUCGGCGACGAGGAAGCGCUCGAGGCUGACUGGGAACUGGCCAACAUUGCAUUGACAACGGUUCAGACGCUUGUUCACAAGCAUCCGCACAAGGUCCUGGCGCCAGAGUCGGAUGAGUUGUGGUCCGAGGUCCAGGCAUGCCUGGCCCACUCGCAUACCACCGUCAAACUGAGCUCCACCAAGCUGCUCAGCAUGUACCUAGCUGAUUUCGCGCGGAAUGCCGGCAAGGGCCAGAAGCUGCCGCUGACAGGGUCACAUGGUUUGAAGCUUGCUGAUGACGAUGUCAACGACUUGGUCAGGCUAUCGCUCGGAAUCCUCUCCGCACCGGAAGUCGACGAGGCACUUGCCCAAGAAGCCGUCCAGAUAAUCCUGUUCCUGGGCGGCUUCCUCCAAUCAGAAAAAGACGAGGACGAGGACGAGGGCGAUGAAGAAGACGAAGAUGAAGACAACGAUGCCAAGGAGUCCGCGCAACACGCCGACAUGAAGUAUCUCUUCUGGAAGCUCUCCUCGAUCAUCCGCAAAGAGCGCCAACCCAGGGCUGAGAUGCUCGUCAGCAAGCUCGCAGCCAUGGAACUAAUCGAGGCCUUCGCCGUCAAAACGCCGACCGACACCCUGCUGGCUUCGGUCAAGACCAUCCUCCGGCCGCUGCGCAACCUGACAGACCCGUCGAUCCGCCAGCCGUUCUCGCUCAACGAGGUGUUCAAAGCGCGCUUCGAAACCCUCAAGUCCAAGGCGCAGGCUAUCAUGGAGACACUGCAGCGGCGGCUGGGCAACGCCGAGUACACCAAGGCCCUGCUGGCAGUGGGCGAGCACAUCCGCGAGAGGCGGCAGCAAAGGUCUAGCAAGCGCAAGAUUGGGGCGCUGACGGCGCCGGAGAAGCAUGGGCGGGAGAAGCGCAAGAAGUUUGAGAAGAAGAAGGAGAAGAGGAAGGUUAGGGGUCAGGAGCAGAGGGAUCAUAGGCAGACCUUCCAGUAG